CGUUGGGGAAACGAUAAAACAGACGGACGCGUAAGUAAGCUUCUCAUCGGCAUUUGUUGAUAGAAUAGUAUACAUACUCUGUCGAAAAGGGAAUAAGUGUGAAUUUGCUCACCCUUCACCACCUUCUCUACAUUCACACGGUUGUGUUGUGAUUCGCCAGGGACCGAUAAAAUCCCCGAGCUGCUUACGGUAACCGCGAAUGUCGAUAAACAUUGAGCUAUUAAGCAAACCCGGCAUUUGGAAGUGAUAUUUUAAGCUAACACCUCGCUGUGUUGAACCCGAAAAGUGUCUACGUGAGUUUUGCAAGCUUGUUAUCUACGUACUUCAACGGAUUUCUGUAGAAUUUUUGCUAUUGCGGCAAAAACCGGCUAGUUAGUUUGCUAGCUCGACACCAAGCCGAAAGGUCGUAUCGAACGGAGAGCUUUUCACUGCCGCCCCAGGACUAACAAUCAGAGAUACUAUUAAUCUCCAAAUAUCGCUACGCACUAAGCCGUAAAAAAACCCUACGAUGUCACUCCGUCUUCUAUCGUCAUCAUAUGUCAGUCGUUUAUUGCUCUCCAACGGUGCAAAGAUGGCACCAACGCGGGGCAUGGCUCGCUCACCCUAUUCAGACCCGCGUGGUUUCACUUUUACCAGUAUGAAGAAAAAUCCAGCCGUUAUCCCACUGGUCGCAAUAAUAGGGCUUGCCGUGUCAGGUGUCUGUGGAUUCAUCGUCUACUCAUUCUAUACGCGCCCAGAUGUUAGCUUCAACAGGAAAGUUUACGAGUGGGACACCAUGGACGUCAUGAAACCAAAGCAGCUCAAGAUCUUCGCCUUCAACCAGCAGGUUCAACCAAUGCCAGAAUUGAACGAAGCUUUGGCGUACCGUGAGGAAUACAAGAAACAGGAAACUGCAGAUCAUUAGAAGAACAGCCCAGAAUCACGGACGGGUGUGGGCUUAGUCACUCAAUCCAGCACUCCCUUCUAUUAAGCAUAGAACAAUCCUGCAUUUAAUCGCUUAAGUAUACACCCAUAAAAGUCAACUGGACAGGACCUUUUGAAUGUUGCUCCUACCAGCUAGUUUAAUUGUAGAAGCGUUGCAUUUCAAGUAUUAAUGUAUUAACUUAACGUAGUUGAUUAGCACGAGAACGUCCGCUUUGGUCAGUAUUUCUCUACUACCUCUGGACAUGAAGAUAAUCCUCGACACUAUGGAGCUUAAAGCCAACACAAAUAUGUCUUAGUAAUAGUGCACGCCACAGAGUUUAUCGUUACUUAAAACUAUCGCUUAUAGUAGGCGACUAGUCGUUUAAUCAAUAAAUACA
Topomyia yanbarensis is the source of this 1301-nucleotide messenger RNA. RefSeq lists its product as uncharacterized. The coding region runs from base 509 to 904 and encodes 131 amino acids. The transcript is spliced from 6 exons. NCBI's taxonomy places the organism in Eukaryota, Metazoa, Arthropoda, Insecta, Diptera, Culicidae. The record is from RefSeq and is a predicted model, not a curated record.